AUGCUGCACUGCGUGCUGCACCGCGCCGCCCGCCUGCGCAAGGGCGACCCCGUGGCCAGCCUGACUUUCCGAGGCGUGAAGAAGAAGACGAAAGUCAUCAAGAACAACGUGAACCCCGUGUGGAACGAGGGCUUCGAGUGGGAUCUCAAGGGAAUUCCCUUGGACCAGGAUGCCGAGCUCACCGUGGUGGUGAAGGACCAUGAGACCGUGGGCAGGAACAGGUUCCUGGGAGAGGCCCGCGUGCCCCUGCGCGAUGUGCUGUCCGCGCCCGGCCUCGCCGCCUCCUUCAACGUGCCCCUGCUCGACGCCAAGAAGCAGGACACGGGGGCUUUCGUCAUCCUGCAGGUGUCCUACGCGCCGCCGCCGGGAGCUGCCCCGCUCUUCCCGCCGCCCGCGCCCCCGGAGCCGGUGCCGGCGCCGGCCGCCGCGGAGCCUGACACGCUCACAGAGCCGGCCACCGAGGAGGACCUCGAGGACCAGCCCGUGACGGGCGACGAGACGGAGCCGCCGUCGGGGCCGCCGGCGGCCGAGCAGCCCGCGCUGCCCCGCAAGCCGCCCGCGCACCACGGCCUCAAGCGGAGGAAAAGCGCCCCCAAAAAGCCCCUGUCCGACAAGCCCCAGGACUUCCAGAUCCGCGUGAGAGUCAUCGAGGGCAGGCAGCUCCCCGGGGUCAACAUCAAGCCCGUGGUGAAGGUCACGGCCGCGGGGCAGACCCGCAGGACCAGGAUACGCAAGGGCAACAGCCCCUUCUUUGACGAGACCUUCUUCUUCAACGUGUUUGAGUCCCCGGCCGAGCUGUUCGAUGCGCCCAUCUUCAUCACGGUUGUGGAUUCGCGGUCUUUCCGCACGGAUUCAGUGAUUGGGGAAUUUCGGAUGGAUGUCGAGACGGUUUAUUCUGAGCCAAAACACGCGUUUCUCAGGAAAUGGCUCUUGCUGUCGGACCCCGAGGACUUUUCGGCGGGGGCCAAGGGCUACCUGAAAGUCAGUCUCUUUGUGCUGGGGCCUGGAGACGAAGCUCCUAUGGAGAAGAAGGAGAUCUCGGAAGAGAAGGAGGACAUCGAAGGGAACAUCUUGCGUCCCACGGGGGUCGCCUUGAGAGGGGCUCACUUCUUACUGAAGGUCUUCAAGGCUGAGGACCUGCCGCAGAUGGACGAUGCCGUCAUGGACAACGUGCGGCAGAUCUUCGGCUUUGAGAGCAACAAGAAGAACCUGGUGGAUCCCUUCGUGGAAGUCAGCUUUGCCGGCAAGACGCUCUACUCGAAGAUCCUGGAGAAGAACGCCAACCCGCAGUGGAACCAGACCCUCGUGCUGCCCGCCAUGUUCCCUUCCAUGUGUGAGAGGAUGCGGAUCCGCGUCACGGACUGGGACCGGCUCACGCACAACGACGUCGUGGGCACCGCCUUCCUGCGCAUGUCGAGGAUCUCGGCGCCCGGCGGGGAGCUGGAGGGCGAGUUCCCCGCUCUCGCGGAGCCCCUGAAAGCCGCACACCUGGACGAUGGACUCGGGUUCCUGCCCACCUUCGGCCCCUGCUACAUCAACCUCUACGGCAGCCCCAGGGAGUUCACCGGCUUCCCGGACCCUUACGAGGCGCUCAACCUGGGCAAGGGCGAGGGCGUCGCGUACCGGGGCCGGCUGCUCGUGGAGCUGCAGACCAAGCUGGCGGAGCAUGCGGAGCAGAAGGUGGAGGACAUCCCCGCCGAGGACGUCGUGCGCGUGGAGAAGUACCUGCGGCGCAGGAAGUACUGCCUCUUCGCCGCCUUCUACUCGGCCACCAUGCUGCAGGACGUGGACGACGCCGUCCAGUUCGAGGUCAGCAUGGGCAACUACGGCAACAAGUUCGACACCACGUGCCUGCCGCUGGCCUCCACCACGCAGUACAGCCGGGCCGUGUUCGACGGCUGCCACUACUACUACCUGCCCUGGGGCAACGUGAAGCCCGUCGUGGUGCUCUCGUCCUACUGGGAGGACAUCAGCUACCGCAUGGACGCGCAGAACCUGCUGCAGCACGCGGCCGAGCGCCUGGAAGCCAACCUGGAGAACAUCCGCGUGGCGCUCAAGGCCAACCGCUCCCCGGGCGACCUGGACGCGCUGCUUGCCCAGCUGCUGGACGACCUCAUCGCCGACUGCAGGCAGCAGCUGCCCGACGUGGCGGGGCGGCCGAGCAGCACCCAGCUGGACCAGCAGCUGCACCGCCUGCGCGGCGCGCACCUGGAGCGGGUGCUGCGCGCCGCGCUCCGGCUCAAGCACGAGGAGGGCGCGGGCCUCGGCGCCGCGCUCGAGGAGGCCGACGAGUGGCUGGGCCGCCUCCGGGCCGUGGCCGAGGAGCCGCAGAGCAGCCUCCCGGACGUGCUCAUCUGGAUGCUGCAGGGCGAGCGGCGCGUGGCGUGCGCCCGCGUGCCCGCGCACCAGGUGCUCUUCUCGCGCCGCGCCGCCAGCUGCUGCGGCAGGAGCUGCGGCAAGCUGCAGACCAUCUUCCUCAAGUACCCGCAGGAGGAGGCCAUGGGCGCCCGCAUCCCGGCGCAGAUCCGCGUGCGCCUCUGGCUGGGGCUCUCCGUGGACGAGAAGGAGUUUAACCAGUAUGCCGAAGGGAGGCUCUCCGUCUUCGCCGAAACCUAUGAGAACCAGACCAAGCUGGCGCUGGUCGGGAACUGGGGCACGACCGGCCUGACUUACCCCAAGUACUCGGACGUGACGGGCAGGAUCAAGCUGCCCAAGGACAGUUUCCGCCCCUCGGCGGGCUGGACCUGGGCCGGCGACUGGUUCAUCAGCCCGGAGAAGACGCUGCUGCACGACGCGGACGCCGGGCACCUGAGCUUCGUGGAGGAGGUGUUCGAGAACCAGCUGCGCCUGCCCGGUGGCCAGUGGAUCCACAUGUCGGACGCCUACACGGACGUGAACGGAGAGAAGGUGCUGAGUAAGGAGGAGAUUGAGUGUCCGCCGGGCUGGAAGUGGGAAGACGUGGAGUGGGACACCGACCUCAACAGAGCUGUGGACGAGAAAGGCUGGGAAUACGGCAUCACGAUCCCGCCGGACCGCAAGCCCAAGGCGUGGGUGCCCGCCGAGAAGAUGUACCACACGAACCGGCGGCGGCGCUGGGUGCGCCUGCGCCGCCGCGACCCCGCGCAGCUCGACGCCGCGCGCAAGCGCAGGCAGGAGGAGCUGGCGGGCGAGGGCUGGGAAUACGCGUCGCUCUUCGGCUGGCGCUUCCACAUGAAGUACCGCAAGACGGACACGUUCCGGCGCCGGCGCUGGAGGCGCCGCAUGGAGCCCUUGGAGCGCACGGGCGCCGCCGCCGUCUUCGCCUUGGAGGGGGCCCUGGGGGGAGUGACCGAUGACAAGAGCGACGAUGGCAAAUCCGCCUCGACCCUCAGCUUUGGAGUCAACAGACCCACCAUCUCCUGCAUUUUCGACUACGGGAACAGGUACCACCUGCGCUGCUACAUGUACCAAGCUCGGGAUCUCAUCGCCAUGGACAAGGACAGCUUCUCAGAUCCUUAUGCCAUCGUCUCCUUCCUCCACCAAAGCCAGAAGACGGUGGUGAUCAAGAACACCCUGAACCCCACGUGGGACCAGACCCUCAUCUUCUACGAGAUAGAGAUCUUUGGGGACCCCCAGACCGUGUCCGAGUGCCCUCCCAGCGUCGUGGUGGAGAUCUAUGACCACGACACCUACGGCGCCGACGAGUUCAUGGGGCGCUGCGUCUGCAAGCCCGGGGUGCUGCGCGCCCCGCGCCUCUCCUGGCACCCCGUCCUCAAGGGCGGGCGCAACGUGGGCGAGCUGCUGGCCGCCUUCGAGCUCAUCCAGCGGGAGAAGCCUGCUGUCCAUCACAUCCCCGGCUUCGAGAGUGAGCUCUCUGCCAGUCUGGAUGAGGACGAGGACUCGGACCUGCCGUACCCGCCGCCGCAGCGGGAGCCCAACGUCUACGUGGUGCCGCAGGGCAUCAAGCCGGUGCUGCAGCGCACCGCCGUCGAGAUCCUGGCCUGGGGGCUGAGGAACCUCAAGAGCUACCAGCUGGCGAGCGUCACGUCGCCCAGCCUACUGGUGGAGUGCGGGGGCCAGCUCGUGCAGUCCUGUGUCAUCAAGAACGUCAAGAAGAACCCCAACUUCGACGUCUGCGUGCUCUACAUGGAAGUGCGCCUGCCCAAGGAGAGUCUGUACAGCCCCCCCAUCGUCAUCAAGGUCAUCGACAACAGGCCCUUCGGCCGCAGGCCCGUGGUGGGGCAGUGCACCAUCCGCUCGCUGGAGGACUUCUACUGGGACCCGUACGGCGAGGAGACGGAUGGUCCUCAGGAGGAGCCAGAUGAUGCGAGCCUCACGCCCAAAGACGACGUUCUCAUCGACAUUGACGACAAGGAGCCUCUCAUUCCCUCCCAGCUUGCGGAGGGCAUGACCAGCUCGCCAUUAAUUAACAUACCAGCUUCGUGCUCCGAUCCACAUAAGAUACCAUGGGAGGAAGAAUUCAUUGACUGGUGGAGCAAGUUCUAUGCUUCCACGGGAGAGAGGGAAAAAUGUGGCUGCUAUUUGGAGAAGGGCUUCGACACGCUGAAGGUCUACGAGACAGAGCUGGAGAGCGUGGAGGACUUCGAGCACCUCUCGGACUUCUGCCACACCUUCAAGCUGUAUCGUGGCCGGACACAGGACUCAAAUGACGAUCCCUCCGUUGUGGGAGAGUUCAAGGGCUCGUUCCGGAUCUACCCCCUCCCGGAGGACCCCCGCGUCCCGGUCCCGCCGCGGCAGUUCCACCAGCUCCCGGCCAGGGGACCCCAGGAGUGUCUUGUCAGGGUCUACAUCAUCCGGGCCUUUGAUCUGCAGCCCAAGGAUGCCAAUGGCAAGUGCGAUCCCUACGUGAAGAUUUCGGUGGGAAAGAAAUCCAUAAACGACCAAGACAAUUACAUCUCCUGCACGCUGGAGCCUGUCUUUGGAAAGAUGUUUGAGCUGAGCUGCACUCUGCCCCUGGAGAAGGACCUGAAGGUCACGCUCUAUGACUACGACCUCCUGUCGAAGGAUGAGAAGAUUGGAGAGACGGUCAUAGACCUGGAGAACCGGUUCCUGUCCAAAUACGGGGCGCGCUGUGGCCUCCCCCAAACCUACUGCACGUCAGGCCCCAACCAGUGGCGAGACCAGCUCCGGCCAUCCCAGCUGCUUCACCUCUUCUCCCAGCAGCACAACUACAAGGCUCCCACCUACAAGGCUGACCGCCUUGUCUUCCGGGAGCAGGAGUACAUCCUCUCGGAGUUGGAGGAUGGCAAGCCCGCCAACCCGCACCUGGGGCCCGUGGAGGAACGGCUCGCCCUGUACGCGCUGCGGCGGCAGGGCUUGGUGCCCGAGCACGUGGAGACGAGGCCUCUCUACAGCCCUCUGCAGCCCGAGAUCGAGCAGGGAAAGCUGCAGAUGUGGGUGGACCUGUUUCCAAAAUCCUUGGGUCAGCCUGGUCCCCCCUUCAACAUCACGCCCCGCAAAGCAAAGAGGUUCUUCUUGCGCUGCAUCGUCUGGAACACAAAGGACGUGAUCCUGGAUGACCUCAGCAUCACUGGGGAGAAGAUGAGUGACAUUUACGUGAAAGGCUGGAUGGUCGGCCACGAGGAGAACAAGCAGAAGACAGAUGUGCACUACAGGUCUAUGGGCGGAGAGGGCAACUUCAACUGGAGAUUUGUCUUUCCCUUCGACUAUCUCCCUGCUGAGCAAGUGUGCUACAUCGCCAAAAAGGAGCACUUCUGGAGCUUGGACAAGACUGAAAAUAAGAUUCCACCACAGCUUAUCCUGCAGAUCUGGGACAAUGACAAGUUCUCCUUUGAUGACUACUUGGGCUCCAUUCAGAUGGACCUUAAUCGGAUGCCCAAACCUGCCAAGACUGCUGAAAAGUGCUCCCUGGAGCUGGUGGACGAGACCUUGUCUUCGGGACGUUUUGUGUCCCUCUUUGAGCAGAAAACCGUCAAGGGUUGGUGGCCCUGCGUUGCUGAGCAGGAUGAGAAGAAGAUCCUGGCAGGUAAAUUGGAAAUGACUCUGGAAAUUGUGGCAGAGCAAGAGCAUGAAGAGCGACCAGCUGGGAUGGGUCGUGAUGAGCCGAAUAUGAACCCCAAGCUGGAGGACCCCAAACGCCCGGAGACCUCCUUCCUGUGGUUCACCUCCCCGUACAAGACGCUGAAGUACAUCCUCUGGCGGCGGUACAAGUGGGUGGCUGUCCUGGUCAUCGUGCUCUUCAUUGUGCUGCUCUUCCUUGGGAUCUUCAUCUACGCCUUCCCGAACUAUGCUGCUAUGAAGCUGGUGAAGCCCUUCAGCUGAAGCUGCGCUGGCGGCCGCCGGAGGCUCCGGUGCCGGCCGGGGAUGUGGGACACGGGCGCCCUGCUCAGGAACACCCUUUCUCCAGCCCCAGUGUUGGCCGCUGCCAAAACGAAGACGUAACUUUGCUCGAUGCAGAUGCAGAAGCCCACCUGCAGCACGUAACCAAAGCCUGCCUUGAAGCACCUCUUUCUUUACCUCUCUCUGUCUCUCUCCUUUCUCAGCUGCUCUCAUUUAAAGACCUUGGGUGUCCGUGCAAAACGGAAGAGGGUCGGGGAGCAACGGGCCCCUUCCAGAGUGUAUAAAGAUGUUGUAGUCCUUCGUGAGGAGCUGUGGGCUGCCCGUUGAAGCAGUAGAUGCAAGCCAAAGCCAAAGCCAAAGCCAAAGCCUCUGUGGUCCUGAGCGUUUUCUGUUUGCUCUGAGAAGCAACAGUCAUGCAAUUUUCCUCUGCCCUGCAAUGCAUGUUUGCUGGUUGAUAGUAAAAGCAAGCGGAGACACAACGUGCUGGGCAGCCCGCACCCCGGUGCUGUCGCGUUGCCUCCCCAAAGGCAGCCGGGGACAGGGGACCUGGUGGUGGCAAUGGUGACACUGAAGCUCCUGCAGGACACGGUGGGUGUGAGGGACAACACCGCCCUUCACCCGCAGGGUGGCCCGGGUCUGUGGAGGCUGCUGUCCGGCUAAGCUGCUCUUUUACCUCGACAGUCCCACGAGCCUGCCUUAAAACCUGCGCUUUGGUGGCAGAGAGAGCGGAGCCGGCCAGGGAGCGGCUCCGAGAGCAGCCCCGGAGCAGAACUGGGCACGGGGCUUUGCUCCUCGCCCGUUCUAUUACGUGCAAGCCCAGAAUUACAUAAACUAACAAUAUUAGUCUUUAUUCUCCUGUUCUCCCAAACAUGCUUAAGCCUUUUUCUAAGGAUUUUCCUGAAACCC
This is a messenger RNA of Nothoprocta perdicaria, 7206 nucleotides long. RefSeq names its product dysferlin (gene DYSF). Gene Ontology annotation, biological process: monocyte activation involved in immune response; plasma membrane repair; T-tubule organization. Gene Ontology annotation, cellular component: cytoplasmic vesicle; membrane; T-tubule. NCBI's taxonomy places the organism in Eukaryota, Metazoa, Chordata, Aves, Tinamiformes, Tinamidae. The record is from RefSeq and is a predicted model, not a curated record. Gene Ontology annotation, molecular function: calcium ion binding; calcium-dependent phospholipid binding. Bases 1 to 6282 code for a protein of 2093 amino acids. The transcript has 57 exons.